Molecule: messenger RNA, 915 nt
Organism: Quercus robur (English oak)
Lineage: Eukaryota; Viridiplantae; Streptophyta; Magnoliopsida; Fagales; Fagaceae
Exons: 2
Coding region: 1-915 (304 amino acids)
Molecular function (GO): nucleic acid binding; RNA-DNA hybrid ribonuclease activity
Source: RefSeq, a predicted model, not a curated record
AUGAAUUGCUUAAACAAAAUUAAACAUUUCUUUUGGAGGGCUUAUAAAAACAUCCUCCCCACAAAGCUUAAGUUGAAAGAUAAGGGAAUUGGGAGUGAUGACAGAUGCGAAUUUUGUGAUCAAAGCGAAUCCUCAGGUCAUGCCCUGUGGAGCUGCAAAACAGCUGAAGAAGUUUGGAGCAACACAAAAUUGAAGUUGCCUUUCUUUCAGGACCCUCAAAGGGACUUCAUCGAUAUUGUAUGGGCAAUCUAUGACACACAUCCGGGUAUCAAUUGGGAGCUAUUUGCUGUGACUGCUUGGAGCUUGUGGAACAAUAGGAACAAGCUGCAUAGUGCAUAUCUGAAGGAAGUGCAGGAGGUGAAGCAGCCCAUUGAAAGGCCCCCGAUUCCUGCAAAACCUCCGUGGAUCCCUCCAAACCGGGGCUGUUUUAAAGUCAAUACAGAUGGGGCCAUUUUUGAAGAAUUGGGGUGCUGUGGGAUUGGUGUGGUUAUUAGGAAUGAAAGGGGUCAAUUGAUGGGGGCCAUGAGUAAGAAGUUUGAGUUGCCAUUGGAUGUGUUGGAAGUUGAAGCUAAAGCUUUGGAGGAAGGAAUGCUACUUGCUUGGGAUUUGGGGCUGAAAGAGAUUACUCUGGAAAGUGAUUCGGAGUUGGUAGUGAAGGCAUUGAGCGAUCAAAGGUUGCUGCAGAUUUCUAUUCAGAAAGUAAUUGAAGGGAUUAGAGAGGGGCUGAAGUGUUUUUUGGCUGCGACAGUAACCCACACCCGCAGAAGUGGGAAUAGUCCUGCUCAUAUAUUGGCUAGACAUGCCAAAUUGUUGAAUCAUAGCAUUAUAUGGGUGGAGGAUACUCCACCCAUAAUAGUUGAUCACAUUCAAAAUGAUGUAACCGGUUUGAAUUCUAUUUCUUUUAAUGAAAUCUAG